This is a messenger RNA of Recurvomyces mirabilis, 2214 nucleotides long. RefSeq names its product RNA polymerase II mediator complex subunit. The transcript has a single exon. The record is from RefSeq and is a predicted model, not a curated record. Bases 1 to 2214 code for a protein of 737 amino acids. NCBI's taxonomy places the organism in Eukaryota, Fungi, Ascomycota, Dothideomycetes, Mycosphaerellales, Teratosphaeriaceae.
AUGGUGGGGAUUAUCACUGGUGGCACUUUGCAGCCUUCACAGUUCCAGCUUUUCAGAUCCGUGUUUGAGGACACGGGACACAUGAGGGCUCUUUCGGAUCUUGCCAUCCAGACGGUCGAGUCCGAGGACAUGGCAACUCUGGCCGACGCGGCGAAUACUGUAGCCUAUCACGUCAAAAGCCUCGCGGCCAUCGGCUCUCUUUCGGACUUGGUCGAGCUACUGAUGACACGCUAUCGCACGUUGCGUACCGAACAGCCCCUUCAUCGGUCCUUUAUCUUGGCAAUGACCAGGUUGCUCGGUCUCUUCCAUACACACCAACGAAAUCUGGAAAUCUUGCACAGCGACCUGCUCAUCUGCGAACAGCAGAAUACAGCUGCAGUGUGCUCGCCAGCAUCGGACAAUAUGAUUGGGAUGCAAGCGAGCUCACUGGAAACAGAUGAGGAUAUUGAGGCGGUUUUCGCAAGCGGCAAUAGUAUGGACGAUCAGCUCCUACAGCGUGUCUUCAUGCGAGUCCUGCUACGUGCUGGUAAGACUGAAUAUGACGAUGGCGAACCGACGAGCAAGAUGUGCAAUUGGCUCAAUCAACUCCGGAUCGUUGGCAGUGGCAGUUUCGAUGAGCUUGUGACGGCCUACGUGAAGUCUACCCGGACCUCAACUCAUGGCACAACGAAGUCCAUGGAUGCAAUCACAGCACUAGUAGCGGCAGAGUGUGUCAGUCUACCAGAUGUCCUGCGGACCAUCGGACCCAGCAGCGAAGUGCCUGCAAUCAGACUUGUCGUACAGCUAUUGCUCAAGCCGGCAUCUGCGCUACAUGGCCUGAGCCUUGCCGAACAGUAUCGAUACAGCACAAUUCAACGACUCUGCUGCGUACAGCAAGCACAAUCCGUGGCGCCUCUACUCAUGGCUGCCUGCGGAGAUCCGGAAUUCGACAUCAGCAAUGAGGUGCUUCAUGCCCUGAUCAUCGAAUACACCACCACACUUGUUGAAGUCGUGCGGAAGUCCUUCCAUGAUGCUCACCACAGCAGACCUCCUACUCAAAAGGCUGUCGAGCUUUCGCAAGCGCUAGUGGCGCGUGGUAUCGAUGCUGCGAACGCCACGAACUUGGACGUCCACCAGAUCUUGGCCAUGACGACCCCACUCUCCGUCCGCUUCUGUGCCGGCGCCUUGACGUACUUGAGCAAAGGUUGCGCAUCGGAUGCUGGCUCUGGUGGUGACUUGGCUAAGGAAGUCAUGAUAGAGGCUAUACAGAGCGGUAACAAUGCUUGGCCGCAGUUACUCGGGACGGCAAUCAGUGAUGACACCAAGCGGGAUCUGCAUGCUUGGGCGCAGGACCGACUGCUCAUGGCGAGCGGCGAUGCAGAAUUGAAGGAUGAUGUCGAGGCUCAACGCUAUCUCGAUGUGCUGGAUCUGACUUAUCACUCUGUACGAGGAGGGGACGACACGGCUGUGCUGGUCCUGCUGAACGAUAAGUUGCGCGGUGUUGAACGACAACUUUCAGCCUCGAGCGAUGAAGAUAAAGCGAAUCUUGAUCGCAAUCAUAGUGUCUGGCAGGAGUUAAGCGUGCUAUUGCACAUCUGCUGCCUACACGUGAGCGCAGAUGGCAUCGACAUGGAUGCAAACCAGCAGGCUCGCGCAAACCUACUAUCGACCUUGUGCACCUUAUGUAUGCACCCCCGCAUCCUGAUGGACGUCAACAAAGCCGAAUACCUUUUCGAUCUCGCAUCCGCAUUAAGCGAUAGCCUACCAGAACAGACGUUACAAGGCAUUGCUCGUACGAUCAAGCCCAUGGAAGCGCGGAUCCAGGCUCUGGUAGGCAUGUCAUCUACAGUGAUGUCAUCAGAUACCUGGCUCGCUCUAGCUUCACAACUCCCAUCCGCGCAAUCGAGAGGCACGACGACGGCACAGCAGCGUGCCUUGUCCAAACAUGCCGCUGCUGCUUCUUCUUCUUCUUCUCAAUCUACACCGAGUCCCAGCACAACUGCGCGGCCUGGUGUGGUGGGUGGGUCGACGAGCUUCGGACUUGCACAGCAGUCACAACCACAGCCUCAGCAACGGCCUUGGCCACAGAUGGGAUCGGCUCGCGGCUCUGUGGUAGAGAUGAAGACGACGCCUUUCGCGCUGAGGAGGUGGGAGGUCAUGCCUGAUUCUACGCCGGUGAUGGGGGAGAACGACACGAGUUUGAGCUUGGGGUUAUUUGGGGCGAGGAAGGUGUAG